This is a messenger RNA of Solanum dulcamara, 1711 nucleotides long. Its product is annotated as fatty alcohol:caffeoyl-CoA acyltransferase. The record is from RefSeq and is a predicted model, not a curated record. Gene Ontology annotation, molecular function: acyltransferase activity, transferring groups other than amino-acyl groups. The transcript has a single exon. The coding region runs from base 223 to 1587 and encodes 454 amino acids. NCBI's taxonomy places the organism in Eukaryota, Viridiplantae, Streptophyta, Magnoliopsida, Solanales, Solanaceae.
UUGAACACAAAUAAAAGGUAAAAAGAAACCAAAGAUGGUGUCUUAAAAUUGAGAGUCCAAAUUUAAGUUUGAAUAGUUUUACUUUCUACUUUCUCCUUACCUACUAACUCUUCAUAAUCUUUUAACUUUGUAAGUUUUCUUGGCAAUAAUUUUGGGAUAUUUUAGUGUCUCCAAUCCAACCAAAGAUGAGAUGAAAUUAAAGUGGCAAAAGGUAAUCUCAUCAUGGCUCCCAUAGUAGAAGAACUCCAAUUUCCUCAACUUGAAAUACCUCUAAUCAUCAAUUCAAUUUCUCCAAUAUUACCAUCAAGUCCCAUCCCUCCAUCCUAUGGUGAUACCCUUUACCUCUCAAAUCUAGAUGAUAUGAUUGGAUCUCGCGUUUUUACUCCAACCAUGUAUUUCUAUCGAUCCAAUGGGAAAUCAAAUGUGAUGAUCAUCAAUGUGUUAAAAGAAGCUCUUGCAAAUGUAUUGGUUCCAUAUUAUCCUUUUUCGGGUAGGCUACGAGAAACAAAAGAUGGGAAGUUAGAAGUAUUUUUUGGGCCUAACCAAGGUGUGCUUCUAGUUGAGGCAUGUUCAGAGAUGACGAUAGUCAAUCUUGGUGAUUUAACUGUCCCGAAUCCUGCAUGGAAAAACUUGGUUUACACAUUUCCAAAUGAAGAACAAUAUAAAGUGAUCGAUAUGCCAUUGCUAAUAGCACAAGUAACACGUUUUAGCUGUGGUGGAUUUAGCCUUGGCUUAAGGAUUUGUCAUUGUCUUUGUGACGGGGUUGGAGCAAUGCAAUUCCUAAGUGCUUGGGCUUCCACCGCGAGAUUGAACAAAUUGACAAUCAAUCCAAAACCAUGUUGGGAUCGAGAGACACUUAUCCCUCAUGAUCCACCAUUGAUCCAAUACCCACACAUUGAAUUCAAAAGAAUAGACGAUGCAUCUAGCGUCACGAGGAGACUUAAUUUAGUCAAGCCUGUUCAAAAAUGUUAUCGUGUUACCCGAGAGUUCCAAGCUCAUUUGAAGACCUUAGUUGGUCCUAAUUUCUCAUGUACUACCUUUGAUGCAAUGGCAGCUCAUGUAUGGAGAUCAUGGGUCAAGGCACUAGAUGUUAGCCCUCUCGAUUACGAGCUAAGGCUAACAUUUUCAGUAAAUUGUAGAUCUAGACUUACAAAUCCACCACUCAAAUCAGGCUUCUAUGGUAAUGCAGUAGGUGUGGCAUGUGCUACUAGCAAUGUCUCGGGCAUCGUUAAUGAACCUAUCUCUAAUACCAUAUGUUUGGUACGAAAUGCAAGGCUUUCGGUUUCCGAGGCAUAUUUGAGAUCUACAAUUAAUUAUAUCCAAGUUAAUAGGCCUAGAAAGCUAGAAUUUGGUGGCAAGCUUACUAUCAGCCAAUGGACUAGAUUUUCAAUGCAUAAAUCUGCUGAUUUUGGUUGGGGAAAGCCUAUAUAUGCAGGUCCAAUUGAUCUCACACCAACACCACAAGUUUGUCUUUUUUUGCCACAAGGAGGUGGAGAUGAUGAUUCUGAUGGAACUAUGCUUGUCUGUAUUUGUUUGCCAGAGGAUGCUUCACAUAGAUUCACUGACAUUUUCUGUUUCUUACAUUAAUUCUAUUUAUUUGGGCCAACAACUUUGGCUUCAUUUCCAACUAUUGUUGCUUUUAUAUCCAAUAUUCAACAUGUAGUUUUCAUAAAAUUACAAUAAAGAACAUCUCUUUUUAUCCUUCUCUCAA